Molecule: messenger RNA, 580 nt
Organism: Prorocentrum cordatum
Lineage: Eukaryota; Dinophyceae; Prorocentrales; Prorocentraceae
Source: the annotation of a GenBank genome assembly
AUGGAGCUGGGCGAGCUGGUGUUGAUGGGGGACGACGAAUGCGACAUCUGGGGCAUACUGGAGCGCGGUGCCACUCGCAGCCUCAUUGGCGUGACGAUCGCCGAGUACCUGGCCUACGACCUGCUGGAGGGCUUCGGACGGGAGUUUGCGCGACGGGACACGGCUCGGACGCUCACUAGUGGUGACGGUGCGAGGAAGAACGCUAUGGGUACGAUGGCUGGAGACAUUUUCCUGGAAGGCGGGAAGGGGUCCGUGGAGUUGUCCAUCAUGGACAACGAAGUGCCGCUGCUGAUCGGCAUAGACAUCCUCGGGGUCCACCGCACGAGUGUGGUGAUCGACUGUGGCAACGGAUACGUGAUGCUGCCGAAGAUCUCGCCGAACCUCUUCCAGUUGUCGGAGGCUCUCCAGCGGUCACCUGGCGGUCAACGUGACGACGCCCUAGCGGCGGCAGUCUGUCGCCCAGGCGGCGCCUUGCUGCAACGCGAUCGAGAACGCGCUGACCCUGAAGGGCAAGUACGGCGGCGGCGCCCUCCCGGCCGCCGCCCAGCAGUUGCAGCGCCGCGGGCAGCUCCCAGACAUU